Molecule: messenger RNA, 1737 nt
Organism: Oryza sativa Japonica Group (Japanese rice)
Lineage: Eukaryota; Viridiplantae; Streptophyta; Magnoliopsida; Poales; Poaceae
Product: mannose-6-phosphate isomerase 1
Biological process (GO): GDP-mannose biosynthetic process; carbohydrate metabolic process
Cellular component (GO): cytosol
Molecular function (GO): mannose-6-phosphate isomerase activity; zinc ion binding
Source: RefSeq, a predicted model, not a curated record
CCGACGAGGACGACGACGACGAUCGAAAUGGCCUCCUCCACCACCGCCUCCUCCCAGCUCGCCCUCGCCCUCGGCAUCCCCGGCCUCGGCGGCCUCCUCAUCCCCACCGACGCCGCCGCCACCACCACCACCACCGCCGAGGGCAACGAUCUCCACGCCGACGCCUCCCACCCCGUCCUCCGCCUCGCCGGCGCCGUCCAGCACUACGAGUGGGGCGGCCGUCGCGGGUCCUCCCUCGUCGCGCGCCUCGCCGGCGAGGGCGAUGAUGGUGAUGAGAGGCCGUACGCGGAGCUGUGGAUGGGGACGCACCCGGCGGCGCCGUCGUCGCUGGCGGCGUCGGGGGAGUCGCUGAGGGAGUGGCUGGGGAGGCGCGGCCCCGCCGCGCUCCUCGGCCGCGACGUGGCGGCGAGGUGGGGCGGCGACCUCCCGUUCCUCUUCAAGGUGCUCUCGGUCGCCAGGGCGCUCUCCAUCCAGGCCCACCCCGACGCCGCCCUCGCCAGGGCGCUCCACGCGCUCCGCCCCGCCACGUACCGCGACGACAACCACAAGCCCGAGAUGGCCGUCGCCGUCACCGACUUCCGCGCCCUCUGCGGCUUCGUCUCCGUCCAGGAGCUCAAGGAUGUCUUGAGGACUGUACCUGAGGUUCGAGAGUUAGUUGGCAAAGAAGAGGCUGUGAAGCUUAUGGGUGCCAAAGAGCAUGAUGGAGGCAUCGGAGUAAGGUCAUAUCUGCAAUCAGCUUUUACUAAUUUAAUGACAGCAAGCAAAGAAACAGUUUCUGAAGCAGUCUCAAAGCUAAAGAGUCGGCUGAAUAUUGAGAGUAAGGUUAGAACCUUGACAAAGAAGGAGCAGCUAGUGUUGUCACUGGAGAUGCAGUACCCUGAAGAUGUUGGUGUUUUAGCAGCAUUCUUCUUUAACUAUGUCAAGCUCAACCCCGGUGAAGCACUCUAUAUUGGUGCUAAUGAACCACAUGCAUAUCUUUCGGGAGAGUGCGUCGAAUGUAUGGCCACAUCUGACAAUGUAGUUCGUGCUGGUCUGACCCCUAAAUACAGAGACGUCCAAACUCUUUGCUCGAUGCUGACAUACAAGCAGAACUACCCGGAGAUUCUGCGAGGAGUUCCAGUGCAAGCAUAUGUAACGCGCUACAUACCCCCAUCUGAGGAGUUUGAAGUCGAUCGCUGCCUGCUGCCCUCCGGUGAAUCGGUCACCAUGUCACCGGUGCCUGGCCCAUCCAUCUUCCUUGUCAUGACAGGGGAAGGCAAGAUUGAGGCAGAUUCCAUGCUUGAUGAAGGAAAGGCAAAGGAAGGCGAUGUUUUCUUCGUGCCGGCGCACACCGAGGUCAGGAUCCUUGCUUCUGGUCCUGGGAGCAUGCAGCUUUACAGGGCUGGGGUGAACAGCAGAUUCUUCAGCUGACUUCAAUAACACCGCAAAUCUUCAGGGAUUAAAGGUUAUUGCGAGAGUAAUUGGUAGGAAAACGGGUGUCUUACUGUCGUCCUUUCAUUUUAUCAUAAGGUAGCUAGUUAAGCCAUCAUAGUGUAUAGGCAAAUGGAGAUAAAGUCUCUCUCUUUCAUACCCUUAAUCCUGUUUAUUUUUUUCCCCAAUAUGUAAUUUACAUUUUUCAGUACGCUGGAAGCAAAUGAAAUCUGUAGAUGAGCUUCUAGUUUCGAUUAUUCAUUCAUCAUGUACAUGCGAAAAUUGAAGUUUGCUUUGGAUAUAGAAUAACUAAUAUGAUUCCUUCGA